This is a messenger RNA of Petromyzon marinus (sea lamprey), 3992 nucleotides long. Its product is annotated as aquaporin-1. NCBI's taxonomy places the organism in Eukaryota, Metazoa, Chordata, Hyperoartia, Petromyzontiformes, Petromyzontidae. The record is from RefSeq and is a predicted model, not a curated record. Gene Ontology annotation, molecular function: water channel activity. Gene Ontology annotation, biological process: transmembrane transport; water transport. Gene Ontology annotation, cellular component: plasma membrane.
ACCAUCGCCACCACCAACGCGGCGCUCAAUGCCAACUCCGCACUCCGCUGACACUCAGCGCACCCCGUCGCUCUCUCUCUCUGUGUGCGCGCGUCUCUCCCUCGUCUCCUGUCGCCUCCACUUGAACUCUCCCGAGCUCCGAAGCGGACAUCGUCUCGCCUAUCCACGCGCCGCGCCUGUCCACUGCCAAGCUUGGACAUAGCCCAUCCGUCCGUCGAAGCAGCCCCAACCAACACCCUUCCCGAGACAUCCAUCCAUCGAACCUACCCUCCCAACGCCUCACCUUGCUCACCUGCGCAAGGCACCUCGACCUCCACUGCCACGUUCCUUCCCAGCCGCCGCCGCCACCUCGUCACCGCAUCGCUCGCUCCGAUCUCCUCCGAUGGCCUCCGAGUUGCGCUCUCGACCCUUCUGGCGAGCGGUCUUCGCGGAAUUCUUGGCCACGGCCGCCUUGGUGGCUCUCGGGAUAGGCUCCACACUCCGGUGGGGACGCGCCGACGGCUCGGUGGAUGUCGUGCGCGUGUCUCUGGCCUUCGGGCUGGCGGUGGCCACGCUUGUGCAGUGCGUGGGUCACGUGAGCGGUGGACACCUCAACCCUGCCGUCACGUUUGGCCUCCUGGUGGGGUGCCGGCUGAGCGCGCCACGCGCCCUCCUCUACAUGGUGGCGCAGGUGAGUGGGGCCCUGGCGGCCAGCGGCCUCCUCUACGGCCUCACCCCUGCAGUGCAGCGUGGCUCCCUGGGCCUCAACUCGCUGGGACCCGGCGUGACUCACGCGCAGGGCUUCGGCGUGGAGGUGCUCAUCACCUUCGCGCUGGUCCUCUGCGUCCUCGCGUCCACGGACUCGCGGCGCCGCGACGUGGGCGGCUCGCUGCCCCUCGCCGUGGGCUUUGCGGUGGCGCUGGGCCACCUGUUCGCGAUCAACUUCACCGGGUGCAGCAUGAACCCGGCUCGCUCCUUUGCUCCCGCCGUGCUAACGAGGAAUUUCAAAGACCACUGGGUGUUCUGGCUGGGCCCGCUCAGCGGCUCGCUGUGUGCAGCCCUCUUCUACGACUUCCUGCUCGCCCCGCGCUCCAUGCCUCUGCGAGCGCGGCUCAGGGCUCUCCGCGCGGGUCCCAUCGAGGAGGCUUCGCCCGCACCCCACGACUCGACCGAGAGCCCAGACGACAUCAAGCUGUGACCUCUCUCGUCGCGCGCCCCCUCCACCCCACCCCCCGCCCGCAUUCUCCCCCGGCCCCCGGCGCGCCCCCGCGUACACCGGCGUUGCUUUGCUUUUGGGUUCUGGUAGAUUUUCGACGUGGAUGACGCUGCGGCCGCACGAGGCGCGCAGCGCUCCGCGGUGUUGCCACGCGUUAGCACGGUAGGGCCGUCUCUACGCUUAAUUACCCCUUUCCCGCUGGCACUCCCAAGACAUCUGAAUGUGACUCGAGGUUGGAGGAGGGAGAGGGGGCAAAAGCAGGGUCGAGGGUGGGGCCAACGUCACGCGUCGUUGCGCGUGACGUGAGUCGGUGCACCCGUGAAGGCACGGCAGCACCGCGUUCAGCUGCGUGUCGCGUUGCGGCUUCGAUCGGCGGCGUACGGCGUCGGUGGCUCAGGUUCGGCAGUGGGAAGGGAAGGAAAUAAAACAAGCUGGCGCUUCCCUGAGCUGAGCUUGGCACCGCUCGGUUCUUCAGCAGAAAAGGGGUAUAAGUGGGGACCUGUGCAGAUGCGGGGGGGGCAGCCGGGUUGGGUUAGUGCGGCACUACCGAUAAAAAAAAAACAUGGACAGCGGCACAGAGAGAGACAUGGAGAGAAACGAAUGCAUCGGAAGAGACCCACGGCGAGGCAUUGAUCUGCACCCUCCCUCGUGUUCACCCACCCCGGCCAAGUGACGGAGUCGCCACACCCCUCCCCACCUCCACCUCACCUGACUUCAUCAUUGCAUCACCCAAAGUUUCAAAUCUGGAUAAAAGACUGGACACGGCAAGACGCAGGCAGAUAAGAGAGAUAUGCAAACACAGACGCCCAGCCAUAGAGAGAGAGAGAGAGACGGCGGAGCUAUGCGGAUCGAGGUGCAAGAAGGAGAUAGAGAGAGAGAGACAGAGAGAAAGAUGCAGAAAACGACACAACAGAGGCAGUGAGUGGCAAUGCGGACAUGUGAAUAAGGCACAGACGCACAGUCGCAGAGAUAGACACCGUGAGAUAGAAAGACGCAGCAGAACGGGCACGAAGGGACAAGAGUCGUAUGUACAUGGGGCAAGAAGUGGCACAUCAGGCUCAAUCGCAACCCGAAAGCACGAACACACACACGCACUAUAGAGACACCUGCGCGUGUUCCCGUGCCGUCUCCCGAUGGUGUCACCUGCAGGGUAGUUGGCCGCAGGAAGGCGUUUCGACGCCAUACCGUUAAGCGAGCUAUGGAGCGUGCUCGGAGCCACGGUGAACCCGUUUUGUGCCUUUGUCUCGCAGAACACGGCAGCCAUUGCCCCCUAGCGUUUGUUCUAGCGGGGCAUCUCUAGCGGGGUAUCUCUAGUGGGGUAUCUCUAGCGGGUAUCUCUAGCGGGGUAUCCUUAGCGGGGUAUCUCUAGCGGGGUAUCUCUAGCGGGACAUCUCUAGCGGGGUAUCUCUAUGGAGGUAUUCUAGUGGGGUAUCCCUAGCGGGGUAUCUCUAGCGGGGUAUCUCUAGGGGGGUAUUCUAGCGGGGUAUUCUAGUGGGGUAUUCUAGUGGGGUAUCCCCAGUGGGGUAUUCUAGCGGGGUAUUCCCAGCGGGGUAUCCCCAGCAGGGUAUGCGGGGAAUCCCCAGUGGGGUAUCCGGGGUAUCCCCAACAGGGAAUCCUGGGUAUCCCCAGUGGGAUAUCCCCAGCGGGGUAUCCAGGAGUACCCCAGCGAGGUAUCCAGGAGUAUCCGUAGUGGGGAUGCUAUUCGACUGCCUUGGGUCGUUGUAGUUGCCCCCCCCCCCCCGCCCCUUGUCGUGUACUCUGCCGAGUACUGCCUAUGACCAAAUAACCACGAAUACUCUCUCUCUCAUUCAUUAUUAUGCAGUAAUUAACAACGCAUGUUUACCCAGGAAAGCCUCACCGAGCCUCGUGACUCUUUUUCUCUUUCCUUUUUCUUCUUCAGCCGGGUGCCUGCCGUGUAUCGUUUUCGUCGCGGCGCGUAAUCUUUGCGGUGCAUUUUUUUUUCGUUCAACGUUCGAUCCGGGACGCCGACGCACGGUGGCCUUACUCCCUGCGAGCGACGUCGCGGGGAUCUUCAGCGUCCACCGCGAAUCGGCGGCGUGUAGCGUGUUAAUAACAACCCGCCGGUAUUUACCGGGGCGGACGUUGGAUGCGCUCUCGGGUCGCGCCGCGUGUUGCGCCGCGCGAUGACCGACGGUUCCUGUUGGGCGCCCCGCGUGUCGGGAGUUUGCUCACAAACUUUAAAGAAGCUCAACUCCUGGAGACGCUCCCCAGCACGCGCAUCGAAACGUCGAGCAUCGCGCCGAACAAAAACAGCGCGGUGCGACCCGAAAGACCGCGUCGGAGGGCGAUAGAACACAGCUCGCGAAAAUUCACGCAGGCAGCAUCCCAGUUUUGCUUUCUGGAAUCCUGAACGUGCCUGAUCGUGUCCGGUCUCGCAAGCUAAGCAGGUUCAGUGGAGCGCGGCUGGUACUUAGAUGGGAGAUCUUUAGCAGGAAUACCAGGUGUUGUAGUAGGCUUGGGCUGCAAGGUGACCAGGAGAUGACAGUCCAGCAAUGCAAUAUUGAGUAUAUAUCAGUGUGACGCUUUUGAAUUUUACUACCUUGUAAGCAAUAGUGCAUUCUUUUUUUUUCGGAUGCUCCACUUUCUGCCUUCGUGUCACUCGUGACUGGAACUGGCCAAACAUUCCAAUACGGAACCCUUUCCUGGGUAAGGUAAGGGCAUGAUUACACUUGCUACAGAUAACCUGUGCGUGGCGCGCACUGGUGUACAUUGGCCGGCCCCUGCUGUAAAACGGUGUGACUUCAAUAAACCAGCAGGCAAUUUGCCUCCUUACAAA